CGUUACUCAAUUACCGACAAAAUUCCCUUACUCCUUUGCUGGGUCAUUCAAAGGCAACUGUGUGUGAGUUUGAUCCCCGAGUAUUUGGGCCGGGGCUUAGCAAGGGAGAACACCAACCAAUCGCACUCACUUUGGCAGGGGCCUGCGUGGUGUGGACUGACAAGGACUGGUGGACCACAGACGCAUCAAUGACUGUCGCGAUUGACUCUCAUAAUAAAGUCGGUCAAGCAGUACUCCUUCAUGGCCGCCUCACCACACACACACUGUACCCCCGUCGAUGUGGGGCUGCGCACACAGAGACACCGCCAAGGAACCCCAUGCCGCCCAUAACGCACUCACACCAGACAAACACCACUCACAAGCAGUGCACACACAUUGGUCGACCCCUUUCUUUCUCGCUCCACCAGACAGACAGGCAGGCAGACAGACAGACAGGCGAGAGACAAAGCCAUUACACGACGGUUGGAUAAAAGGCGAACGCCUCACGGAGCAAUCGGACGCCGAGAGAAUGCGGCAACAGGGCUGCAAAAAUGCCAGACAGAAACUUUGCCCCUCACAAUACACCCACUCACUCCACGGCUCAGAACCAAAGCACACAGGCAGACAGGCAAACGACGAGUGAAGAGCCCCCGGCCACACACAUGAGUGUGUGACACACACAGCCGCCCCCCAUGUGUGUGCGUGUGCGCAGUCUCUCCUACUCUAUGCUGAUCAAACGCAGCUCAACGUAGGGGGCAUAUUCGUCUGGCACUGUGACGUUCCUCACCUCCCCCUCUUUCAUCGACAGCAACGCCUCAUCCAACCAGCCAGCCCGACCAGACACACGACGCACCACCCCAAGGAGGUCAUAGGCUUUGCUCUGGCCGUCGAAUGCAUCACUCCACCCAAUCCGGUCGAACUUUAAGAGGUUGAGUGUGCCGGCUUUGGGCCUUCUGCCGGUGCCCUCCUCCACCACCUGAUAUGGAUAGCCAUACCGCGAUGUGCCCGUCCGACGGCCGACACUGCUGCGGUUGGCCGGCUGCUGCUGUGACGAUGAGGAGCCCUCCUUCCGCUGACGGAGUGUGGCACCGACGCCAUUGCCGCCGCCAGCCGCUGCUGCGCUGCACACACAGAGAUCUCAGGCAGACGCAGCACAAGGAGAUCUGAUCUGUGUGAUGGCCUCUGCCCCUCGUCGCCUACGUGAGCUGUCUGAGGUCGUCUGUGACGUUGGCCGCCAGUCUGAUGUCGCCGUAGUGCUCCGGGCGGAUGGCCAUCUGCUGCUCUUGGGCCUUGUAGUAGAAGCCGCCGCGGCCGUCGGUGAAGGUGUUGCGGCCCCAAAAGAGACCGACCAGCCGAUCACUCAUCGCGACGAGAGGCUGCUGAUGGCGUCACUGCACACACACAGAGGACACAGACAGAGCGAUGAAUGAGAGAGAGAUCUGUCACUGCAUCGAUCUGUACGGCUUCUUUGUUGACCUCUUGAGUGCUGUUCCGUGUCUGCG
Vitrella brassicaformis is the source of this 1481-nucleotide messenger RNA. Lineage: Eukaryota; Vitrellaceae. The record is from the annotation of a GenBank genome assembly.